This is a messenger RNA of Sinocyclocheilus grahami, 664 nucleotides long. RefSeq names its product chromosome unknown C5orf63 homolog (gene cunh5orf63). The coding region runs from base 62 to 352 and encodes 96 amino acids. The transcript has 4 exons. The record is from RefSeq and is a predicted model, not a curated record. Lineage: Eukaryota; Metazoa; Chordata; Actinopteri; Cypriniformes; Cyprinidae.
UACGCAUGUGCGGGGUGAGUGUUGCAAGGAGCGUGUGGGUGAGAACGCUGCUGUGUCAGUCAUGCUGCUGUCUGGCAUGGCUCGAGCAGUCACACAGCACUGCCGCAGGACUCCUGUCCUCACGCUCUUCACCAAGGAGCUGUGUCCUCUGUGUGAUGAAGCCAAAGCAGCGCUGGAGCCCUACAGACACAGAUUUGAGCUGCAGGAGGUGGACAUCACUCGGCCGGAGAACAGAGUCUGGUUUGACAGAUAUCAUCAGCACAUCCCGGUCUUUCACCUGAACGGACAGUUUCUGAUGCAGCAUCGUGUGAACGCAGCGCUCCUGGAGCAGCGUCUGGAGGAGGCUCAGUAGCGUCUGGAGAAGCGCCAGCUGCACCUGAUCCUGCUCUCUCUGCGUCAUCACCUUCAGUCGCAUCAUUCUGAAGGAAGCAUCAAGCGUCCAAUCACCCACUAUCCUUUGCACUCAUCUAGCUCACAGAAAACAAUCCGCACUGAGCUCGACCCAUUUCAUUAUGCGAUGCAAGAUAAAAUAAUACAUUUGGGAGAUGAAGGCAGAUGUUUUCUUCAGUUUUGUUGUGAAUGAAUCACAUAAUGCUCAACUGCGUGAUGUAAACCUCUGGCGCUUGUCGUUACCGGCAUUGAAUUAAUAGAAAGAUUUCUAAUA